AAAAGCUUUAAUUCACUUAAAGUUCGGCUCCGCGGCGCUCAAAGUGCCAGAAAAGUGUUUCCUCGGAGAACAUGGAAGUCCAGGGCCUGCAAGAGGCGCUCCAAGUGGAGAUCCAAUGUCAUCAGAAUCCCACGUUGUGUAAAGGCCUCAAUGAACUCCAGAACGGACAGAAGCUGGCGAUCAGAACUUGUCCUGUCGGUUCAACUAAGCCUCUGUCACUCAUCAAACCGUCCAAUCAGGGCAUCUCCAUCUCCGUGGUUCCCGCCAAGACUCCCGUCUCCAUGGUGACGGCACACAUCAACGGACAGAAGGCGGCGAGUUCGGAGCAGACGACCCCGAUCAACCUGCAGACGUUCAGCAGCCGGAGAGCCACAGAGCUGCCCCCCUCCCAGAUGCUGGGAACUCUUACUGCUGUUCCCAUUAAGGUGCCUCAAGUCAGUUCCCUGCACCGGCUGGCAGGACAAGCAGCCACUGUGCUACCUCAGGUCAGGCCAAAGACCCAGAUCCCGGACAGCCUUCCCCUGGUUCCCCUCCAGGAGCUGCAGCCGUCCGGCCAGCAGAGAACGGCGGUGGUGAGCCCUAAAGGCCCCACGCUGCCCACCGCCAAUAGCACCUUCAGCCCCGACCGGCAGCCCAACGGACAGAGCGACGCCUCGCCGUCGGGGGGUUCCGACUCCGGAGGCUCCGCCCAGCACGCCUCAGCCGGACCCGGCGUCGCCUACGCCAUCAUCGCUGCCUCGCCCGCCGCCGGGAACGGGGUAUCGUCGGUCAGCGAAGCCGUGAAGGUGAUCAUCAUCCAGCCUCAGACUCCCAGCAGCACCGACGGGCCUCCAGGGGGCGACGUCCCUCAGGAUGCCCAGAAGAAGGACGAGGACCCUGAGAAAAUCGCCUUCAUGGUUGCCCUCGGCCUCGUCACCACAGAACACCUGGAGGAGAUCCAAACCAGGAGGCAGGAGAGGAAGAGGAGAAGCACAGCCAACCCGGCCUACAGCGGCCUGUUCGAACCCGAGCGGAAACGUUUGGCGUCUCAUUACCUGAACAGCUCUCUGUUCCUGUCAGCUCGAGACUCUGAGGACUUCUGCUGGAAGGAGGACUUGGAGCAUGACGACCACUGUGCCAUCUGUAAGGAGGAUGGUGAGCUACAGCUUUGCCACAACUGCCCCCGAGCCUUCCACCCCAACUGCCUCCACCCUCCACUAAAAACGCCCCCCAGAGGCCCCUGGUACUGCCCCAAGUGCCAGAAGAAGGUUCUGAACAAAGAAAACAUGUCGUGGCCUCAGAAUUUCGUCCAGUCAUACGUCACACACAAGACAGUGCGACAGGAGGAGAAACGGCGGCUGCUGAGGAGAAACACUGAGCUGAAGAAGGAGUGUGUUCACCUGGAGGAACAAGACAAGAAGCUCAACCUGAUGCUCCAGCACUGCGUGGACCUGCGGGACCACCUCUUGGGGCAGCAGAGGGACACUCAGGCGUCUCUGGAACGCCUCAAAGCUCUCAUCAGGCUGAUCCAGCGCGACCAGCUGAUCCAGGUCACCAUGACGACCACCGCCACCAUUGCCGCCUCGCUGCUGUCCCCAUCCUGGAUCAAACCCACCAGCGCCGCCACCGGCCCCUCGGCCCCGCCCCUUCAGAGCAGUCAGGAUGACGUCACUAACUAGCCCCGCCCCCUGGCCGUUUGUGUUGAAUAUCCGGACUGAGAGCCUCUAUCUCCACUGAGUAUUUUUAAACACCUACAGUGCUUACGAGAUUUCUUUUUUUAAGUUCUUUUCUAUUUAUUCUUGGCCUUAAUGUAUUUAAAAGUUAGAGAACAGCGCCGCCACAGGCCCAGAAGAUAUUCCCUUUUUCUAACCAUUGUUCUGGUGUAGUGAGAGAACGUAGAGUAGAACUAGUAGAGAACUGUACAGAUCUAUCCCUCUGUCUGCCAUAAGAAUUCAGGUGUAUGGAAACGCAUACGAGCCUUCAAACAAAACAGAGAAUAACCUUUUUCAGUAUUAAUAGAGUCAAAGAAAAAGUAUUUAAGAUAAAAGUACAGAAAUUAGCAUUUCUAGUGGAGAUUUUAGUAUUUUCAUGCUGAUGCCUGAUCACUGUACAUACGUUUAUUAUUCUCAUUCUUCUCAUCUUUACUGGAGUCACACAGCUGGAGUUCAGUCAGAAAGCUGCUUCUCUGCCUCAGAAACCAGAAAAAACACCUGAAAUAUCACAGUUUAACAGCAGAGAGCAUCCAGGUUUCACUAGUAAAACUUUAUCUGUUAAAUCAGCGGUGUCAGACUCAUUCUAGUCCACAUUCCAGUAAAACCACAGCAUAAUAACCCAGAAAAAACCUAUAAAGAACCUAUAAAUAACCACAACUUCUAAGGGUUCCUCUGUUUUAGUGAAAAAAUGUUCACAUUAAAGGAAUUAUCUUUUCACUAAACAUCAUGAACAACCUGAAAUUCCUAAAGAAAAUAUGUUCAUCCUCAGUUUAUCAUUUCCACAUCACAACUUCCAGAUCACAGAGUGUCUACAAAGGAACACAACAUUUAGUCACCUGGAACCAGAGAGGAUUUACUGGAGGAUCACAACCACAAACAUCAGACCAAAAAACAACAAAGACAAGACAAAAUAUUACAAAAAUGAGACACAAAACGACAAAACAUGAGACAAAGGACACAAACAAAACACAAAAGAGACAAAAAAUGAAAAACACAAGAACCAAAACAAACAAAUGAGACAAACAACACAAAGCAAAACAAAAAAGACAAAAAAUGACAGAAAAAUGGACAAAUGACACGAACAAGGCAAAAAACGACAAAUUAAAACACAAAAUGACAAAAAUAAGAAAAAAACACAAGCGAGACGACAAAAACGAGGAACAAAAUGACAACAGUCAGACGAGAAAAGAAAACAAAAUCAAGACAAAAUAUUACAAAAAUAAGACACAAAAUGAUAAAAGUGAGAAACAAAAUGAGAAAAGCGAGACAAAAACAAAAGAAACAAAAAAUUAGACAAAAAAGUUACAAAACAAGAAAACAAUGAACAAAAACUAAACACAAAACUGACAAAAGCAAGAAACAAAACAGCCUCUGGAGGGCCGGUUUCAGACCCUCUGGAGACCCAGGUUGGACCCUCACGCCUCGUGUUUGACACCCCUGGUUUAAAGGUACAAAAACUCCUGGAAAGUUAUUGAAGCAACAUGAAUGUUUGUGGCUGUCUGAGCUGUAAAUCCUCCUGACCUGUGAUCCACAUAUCGAUGAGGAGCUCCAGGGUUGAGGUUCCUGCAGCAGAGAAGCUCCUGAGGCCCAGCGUGGUCCUCCCUUUAACCAGAACAGAAAAUAUGCCAAAAAAACUCUUUGUUUUUCUGCUGGACUCCAUCUCCUGUUUUUUUUAUCCACUUUCUAACAGCUGUGACGAACACUGCCUCAACUCAUCGUCUCGUCACGUUUGUCUUUGUUGCGUCGUUUCAGGACAGAAAUGCGACGCCUCCGUGGAACUACAACACUCCGACUGUCGGUGGACCGCCUGGUGCUGUCGGUUCCACCCGGUUCUGUCGGUUCCGCUCGGUUCCGUCAGUCCAUCCGUCUCGCUCGUCUUCCUGUUGGUCUGGAGGCGUCUCACUUCCUGUCUGACUCAUCCUGUCCUCACCUGUCGGCCAGGUGCAGCUCUGCUACCUGCUGAUGCACAAACAUGAACAAAUGGUGGAAAGAUGCCUUCAAGAAGAAAAGAUUUGAUUUAGAAUCAAAGAUUUGAUUUAGAACCAUAUCAGAACCAGUUCCGACUUUCAGACAAACACCAAGAAGAACCAACAAACACCAACAAAGAAACACCAACAAACACCAACAAAGAAACACCAACAAAGAAACACCAACAAACACCAACAAAGAAACACCAACAAACACCAACAAAGAAACACCAACAAAGAAACACCAACAAACACCAACAAAGAAACACCAACAAAGAAACACCAACAAAGACCAACAAAGAAACACCAACAAAGAAACACCAACAAACACCAACAAAGAAACACCAACAAACACCAACAAACACCAACAAAGAAACACCAACAAAGAAACACCAACAAA
Acanthochromis polyacanthus (spiny chromis) is the source of this 4058-nucleotide messenger RNA. Its product is annotated as PHD finger protein 21B-like. Lineage: Eukaryota; Metazoa; Chordata; Actinopteri; Pomacentridae. The record is from RefSeq and is a predicted model, not a curated record. The transcript is spliced from 14 exons. The coding region runs from base 72 to 1658 and encodes 528 amino acids.